Messenger RNA from Mollisia scopiformis, 1119 nucleotides. Its product is annotated as heme-dependent catalase. Gene Ontology annotation, molecular function: heme binding. The record is from RefSeq and is a predicted model, not a curated record. The transcript has 3 exons. Bases 1 to 1119 code for a protein of 372 amino acids. NCBI's taxonomy places the organism in Eukaryota, Fungi, Ascomycota, Leotiomycetes, Helotiales, Mollisiaceae.
AUGGCAUCAGAUGGCGCGAAUGGACACAGUGGUGUCGAUACUGGCAAGUACAUCAAGUGGAACGCUGAAGGCGUGGAGAAGAUACCUCCAAAUGAAGCAGAGGAUAUAAAAGCUGUUGCAGACAUGAUAAAUCAGAUGCAGCAGAAGCAGAUCAAUAAUCAUAGACACUGCUACUCAGGUACACAUGCACGUACUCAGGGUAUCGUGAAAGGAAAGUUGAUUGUCAAGGAGCUCCCACAGCACCUGGCACAAACUCUAUUCUCCAAACUCGCAGAGUAUCCUAUCGCCAUGCGAUACUCAACAGAGCCCGGAGAUCCAGGAAUCGAUGAUCGAAUACCUCAGCCUCGUGGUCUAGGUAUGAAGGUCUUCAACGUUCAGGGGGAAAUGUUCGAUGCUGGCAAAGACUUUCCGACCCAGGACAUUGAGUUCAACAAUGCUCCUGCGUUAGAACUUGCAGAUGCGAAGACGACUAGGGAGAUCUUUGAGAUCCGUAUCAAAUACGGAGAUGAUAAGAAAGACCUGUACAAACAACUCGAAGCACGAGACGAUACCGAUCUUCAAAAAGCCCGAGAUCAGCUCCGGAAUACCCAUCUUGAGUCAUUUCGAAUGUACUCGCAGUCUGCGUUCAGAUUUGGUGACUAUGUCGUCAAGUACUCACUCGUACCAUCGGGAGAAACCCAGAAGAAGGCACACGAAGAAACAGUGGAUCCAGACUCGCAUCCGAACAACAUCCUCAGCCAAUGGCUGCAAGAGUUCUAUAGCAAACAUGACGCUGAGUACUUGUUCCAAGUACAAUUCCUCGAGAACCUAGACGAGCAACCUGUCGAAUACGCUGGCACACCUUGGGAUGAUGCUAAAUACCCGUGGCAGACUGUUGCGAAAGUCAUAGUGCCCAAGCAAGAAAGCUUCCUGCCCAGCCGGAAGACGUUCUGGGAAGAGCAUAUUCGGCUGGACCCGUGGCACGGAUUGAAGACUUUCCAACCGCUUGGCUCUUCUAAUAGACUUCGUAGAGGUGUGUAUCCCGCCAGCGCUGGCUUUCGUCACAAGAUGAUAGCCAGGAAAGAAAUCAAUGUCACGAGUAUCGAUCAGAUCCCAGAUGGUGGUUUUGUUACGGGUUGA